Messenger RNA from [Candida] anglica, 2025 nucleotides. Lineage: Eukaryota; Fungi; Ascomycota; Pichiomycetes; Serinales; Debaryomycetaceae. The record is from the annotation of a GenBank genome assembly.
AUGUGGAUUGCGCCGUUUAUUUGCUACGUGGUGACUCUUUUCAUCACGUUAUGUGGUGUGCAAUAUCAUAUUAAUAUCUUCAAGUACCCAUUUUAUUUGGGUAUCCCAUUAACAUUGGCGGUUUUCCUCCCACUUUCCAUUGUGGUAUUACUCCCAUUAGAUUACGUAUCUCAUAAUGCCAAGGGCCCCAUUCUGUGGUUUGAAAUGCCCAAGAACGUGAUAUUGGUUAUGUGGAAGUCCAACUAUUGGUCCACAUUUGCCCUUACUUGGCUCUUACUCCCAAUUCUUCAAGAAUAUUAUAGAUCGGGUCAUUACAAUAAGUUGGCCAAAUUGAAAGAAGCUGCAAAGAGGAACCUUAAAUACCAGGCAAUCAUGUUGGGUGUAUCACUUGCUGGGUUGGUGUACCUCCUACUCGAAGUAGGACUCACAAUGGAGCAUGUUAAGCUCAUGAUCAUUGCCCUUCUGCAUAUCUAUUCAUUGGCGUUGGCUCUUUGGUUGAUGGCCCAUGGGUUGAUUAGUAUCCCGAGAAACCGUUGGAUUGCUGGUAAUCAUGUCAAAAAUUUGAAUCAUUAUUAUCUCCAACUCCCAAGAUUGGUGGACUCUUUGGAAGACACAAAACUUUCAUUUAAAGAAGAAAUCUUGCAAGUGUUAAUCUUGGAACAAAACUAUACAAAUCCUUCAGUUUCUGAAGACUUGAGGUUUAGAGAUUGGAUCUUGGAACUUUCCAAGCAAAUCCCACUUGAUUUGAGACCAAUAGUUGAGGUUCAACUUCGAAAUGAUGUCAGUGGUAAUAAUAGAAUCAGUAGAGAUCGAAUUACUGAGCUGUUUAUGACAAAAUUAUCCGCUGGUUUCAAUCUGAAUUUAAGUAAAUUGGUGGCAUAUGAAUCAGAAUUCAAUAUUCUAUUCACAAAAAUUGUGGAAUUAGAAGACAUUGUUGGUUGGAGAUCAACAAGUCCAGAUCAAUUGGAACAAUCAUCAGUUCCUAAUCAUCUGUACAGUCGGUUUAGAUUCAAACCAAGAACAUGGCUCCCACCAAACACACAUCUCCUCUAUGUGACUCAUAUCAAACCGAUUCUUAACCGUAUGCUUUCGGUACUUCUUUUCAUUUCAUCCAUCAUUCUUAUUGAAUCAGAAUUCCUUCAUUCAACAAAAUUUUCUUUAAUGAAUGUUUUAGUUUAUUCCACUGGUUUAAACAAAUUCCCACUUCUUCAACUUUUGGUUACUAGUAUCACCUUUUCAUACAUGUUAUUUGCCGCAUUGAAUUCUCUUACAAGAGUGAAAGUGUUUAAUAUGUAUCAUUUGGUACCACACAAAUCAGAUCCAGUCUCAGCAUGUUUCUAUGCAACCUACAUUGCCAGACUUACACUCCCACUUUCAUAUAACUUUAUCACAUUAUUUACAUCGAGAUCAUCGAUCUUUGAAGAUUGGUUUGGUUCCUCGAUUGUUUUGGAUAGAGCAGGACUUUUCAAUGUAAUGAACAAUUGGUUACCAAGGUUAUUACUAAUCCCAGUGGUGUUGACCAUGUUUAACGUUUAUGACAAAUUGAAGAGUAAAUUGGGGUUGAAUUCGGAUAUUUAUGAUUCAUGGGCUUUGGAUGAUGAGGAUGAUAUUACCACAGAUGAGAAUGGGAAUUCUAGAGUGGAUAAACGUAAAGAUCUUGUCAUAGUGGAAGCCAAGAGAAUGGUGAAUAGAGAAUGGCUCAAACGGAAAAAUGAAACUACAAGAGAGGCUUCACUUCGUCCAUUCAAUUUGGCAGCUGCUGCAGACUUAAACUAUGAGAACAAUCGUACUCAAUUCAACCAAUCAUUACUUGGGAAUCGCAUAGAAUAUAGAGACGACGAUACCAGUUUGGAACCUUCCUCCUCUCAGGGUAGUAGCAUUGGAGCUGAUAUGUGGAGCAGAAUAGGUGGUGCUUUUACAGACAUACGAGAGAAUGUAGUUUCGAGAUUUGGAGGUAAUUCACGUCCAAGUUAUCGGGAUGUACAAGAUGAUUUUGAUUAUGAUAAUGAUAAUCUAGUUAUAUAG